Molecule: messenger RNA, 6610 nt
Organism: Homo sapiens (human)
Lineage: Eukaryota; Metazoa; Chordata; Mammalia; Primates; Hominidae
Gene: GRSF1
Product: G-rich RNA sequence binding factor 1
Exons: 10
Coding region: 64-1506 (480 amino acids)
Cellular component (GO): cytoplasm; mitochondrial matrix
Molecular function (GO): nucleic acid binding; RNA binding
Source: RefSeq, marked reviewed
ACUUCCGUUCCACCAUCGCUGCUGGAGCAGCUGCCUUCAGGCCCUGCGCCGCCUCCGGAGUCCAUGGCCGGCACGCGCUGGGUACUCGGGGCGCUGCUCCGGGGCUGCGGCUGUAACUGCAGCAGCUGCCGGCGCACCGGCGCCGCCUGCCUGCCCUUCUACUCCGCCGCUGGCUCUAUCCCGUCGGGCGUCUCGGGCCGCCGCCGCCUGCUGCUGCUGCUCGGGGCCGCCGCGGCCGCUGCCUCCCAGACGCGUGGCCUCCAGACCGGGCCUGUGCCUCCCGGGAGGCUGGCGGGGCCUCCCGCUGUGGCCACCUCUGCCGCGGCCGCGGCCGCCGCGUCCUACUCUGCCCUCCGUGCCUCUCUGCUGCCGCAGUCGCUGGCGGCGGCGGCCGCCGUCCCGACGCGCAGCUACAGCCAGGAGUCCAAAACUACUUACCUGGAAGACCUUCCACCACCCCCUGAGUAUGAAUUGGCCCCGUCCAAGUUAGAAGAGGAAGUGGAUGAUGUCUUUCUCAUUCGAGCUCAAGGACUGCCCUGGUCAUGCACUAUGGAAGAUGUGCUUAACUUUUUUUCAGACUGCAGAAUCCGCAACGGUGAGAAUGGAAUACAUUUUCUCCUAAACAGAGAUGGGAAACGAAGGGGUGAUGCCUUAAUUGAAAUGGAGUCAGAGCAGGAUGUGCAGAAAGCCUUAGAGAAGCACCGCAUGUACAUGGGCCAGCGGUAUGUGGAAGUAUAUGAGAUAAACAAUGAAGAUGUGGAUGCCUUAAUGAAGAGCUUGCAGGUCAAAUCUUCGCCUGUGGUAAAUGAUGGUGUGGUUCGUUUGAGAGGACUUCCUUAUAGUUGCAAUGAGAAAGACAUUGUAGACUUCUUUGCAGGACUGAAUAUAGUUGACAUUACUUUUGUGAUGGACUAUAGAGGGAGGCGAAAAACAGGGGAAGCCUAUGUGCAAUUUGAAGAACCAGAAAUGGCCAACCAAGCCCUGUUGAAACACAGGGAAGAAAUUGGUAAUCGAUACAUCGAGAUAUUUCCAAGCAGAAGGAAUGAAGUUCGAACACAUGUCGGUUCUUAUAAGGGAAAGAAAAUCGCAUCUUUUCCUACUGCUAAGUAUAUAACUGAGCCAGAAAUGGUCUUUGAAGAACAUGAAGUAAAUGAGGAUAUUCAACCCAUGACAGCUUUUGAAAGUGAGAAGGAAAUAGAAUUGCCUAAGGAGGUGCCAGAAAAGCUUCCAGAGGCUGCUGAUUUUGGAACUACGUCUUCUCUGCAUUUUGUCCACAUGAGAGGAUUACCUUUCCAAGCCAAUGCCCAAGACAUUAUAAACUUUUUUGCUCCACUCAAGCCUGUUAGAAUCACCAUGGAAUACAGCUCCAGUGGGAAGGCCACUGGAGAAGCUGAUGUGCACUUUGAGACCCAUGAGGAUGCUGUUGCAGCGAUGCUCAAGGAUCGGUCCCACGUUCAUCAUAGGUAUAUUGAACUGUUCCUGAAUUCAUGUCCAAAAGGAAAAUAAGACUCUAGGGGCUCCAGAUAAUAAGGGUGAAGCAAGAAGCAUUUCAUUUGCACAUCUUUCUUGGACUUGGGAUAUACAGUUCCAGUUUAUUAGCAGCAACUGCUAGGGAAAUGAUUUUGGUGUUUUGGGUUAAUUGCUUCUAAGAAAAGUUUCAUAGUGGACUGUUUAGAAGAAGAAAUGAAAGAUCCAGUUUGGGAUUAUGAAAUAAACCACAAAUUAAAAUUUUUGUUUAAACUGUCCAGGAUCUGAUUUAAAAAUAUGGUCUUUGUUUUAUAUGAUUAAAUGGUUUGUUUUCAUAGAUGAUAUGUUACUCAUUGUAAAGACCACAUAUUUUUAUUCAGCAGUGUUCUUUAAACGGUUUCAUUUAAAAAGUAACUUUUUUUUUUUGCCUGUGAAUUGAGUGCUCUGAUGUAAAACUUCUCAUGGAGUGAAACAGUGAUUUAUUUUAACCAAACAUUCACCAAAGCAAAGAACGGUUUCAGACCUUUGAACUGGUAUGGUUUGGCAGAAUAGUUUUAAAUUUUGCUGUAUUUGAUUACUUAGAGAUAGGAAUUUUUAAAAAUCAAAACAAAAAAUACCACAGCUUAGUGUAAAUGACAAUUUGGCGGUUUUAUGUCUUUAGAAAUGUUUUGCCUUUCUAAGCCUUGUGCUAAAGGCGUAUAACGGUGGUGCCUAUCUACUUAAGGGGGCAUUCUAGUCUUAACUUAAAAGUUGUCUAAACUGUCCCUCCCUGGCUUUUUUUGGUUUGGGGUAGACCUAAGGGUGUUUGUUAGUCUCAAAACUGUGAAGUGACAUGUCAGAACAGUCCAGACUGGUAAGAAAAUUAAUGGCUUCACUUGAAUUUAAACCAGCUCUAGAUAGGAAAAAAAUCAGUCUCCUCAUUUGCUUUUUAAAUGGAGUAGUACAUCCCAUAUUUUAGAACAAGUAGGGGUGCCUUGCUUAAAUAAAAAUAGCAUUUAAUGUAUAAUUGUGUGAAGGGUUUAUGGAUAAAGCUGUACUUCUGUCACAAUGUGGCAGUACUUUCUGCUUUAAUAUUAAACAGCUUGUUAUUUAAAUAUUGGACAAAAUGGCUGGCUUCAAAAUAUAGUCAUUAAUAAACUAACUUUAUGUGCACCUGUGUAGGAGAAUCAAAAUCCUGUAUGCUUUCUUUGCCUUGUUCCUGUUCUCAGGGUGACGACUGCCACCAGGAGAUGCAGUUCUAGUUCUUAAAAUUAAAUUUGCCCAGGUUUCUGACAGGUGAUACCUGGAAGAGAGACUAUGUCUUCUCUUACUUAAUACAUAACCAUCUUUGAUUACCAGCUAAGAUGCGAAAUCACUGUACUGUAGUCAAUAAAUGAAGACUUGUUUCAGGCUGAAGAUUACCUAAGAGUAUUUAUUAUUGGAGUCUGUGAGUCAACUGAAUAUAUUAUUACCUCAAGUCCUGCUAUAUUAAUAUAAGUAGUAAGGGUUAAUUUUCGUGUGUGUGUUCUCUAAAAUCCUGUGAACAUGACUUAACCAGCUUAACAUCAUCAGUAGUACUGCCUAGAUGGAAAUGCGUUUUCAUAUAUGGUUGAAUAUGCCAAGCUAUGAGAACUGGUAUCUGUAGUUGUACGAACUAUUAGAAUGUGAUCUUUGUUGCUCUUUCACAUUUGGUAUCUGAUUUGCUGUGGAAAAGAUCUGUGGGGCCUACUGUGAGGAAUUCAUCUGCAAUUGAUUUAAGCUAAUGAGUUUUAUUUGCACAUCUCUGGAAAAAGAAUGCAAGCAAAGCAUUAAAAUGCUAUAUGAUGGAUGGGUAAGGUUGAAAGGAUAUAUCUUCUUGGCACGCUACAGGCUGAGUUUUCUGUACAAAAUGUGGCCAUUAUUGGGAAAUCAUUUUAUGUAUUUGAAUGCUCCCUUUUGUUUUUGUUCAUGAUCUAGGCUAGUACGUAAGUGAUUGCUAAGGUGGAUGUAGUUAUGGGAAAGGAAGAGAAGCACAUAAUACAGUAAAAGUAAUCUUAUUUCCAUGCAAGUGGAAGACGGUACCGUCUCCCCACAUUUGAGAAGACUGUUUUGCAUCACUCUUUGCUAUUGAAGGAAGCAGUGAUGGUGAAUUUCCUUCUGUUUGGGUUCCUUGUGUCUAUAACUUCCUUUGUGGUAAAGCCAUCAGGAAGAAUAGUGGGAGUGGGGCAUAUGGUCAGGGUGCUCAUAUCCUGCUUUAGCCUAGCUGCUGCUUACGGAGUGCAAGGGAGAACUCUGAGAAGCAGUAUGUAAAUACCAGGGAGCUGAUUGCUGAAUAUUGUGGUCUCAUCUGAAUAUUGUGGUCUCAUCUAAAUAUUGACACCAGGCAAUGAAGCAGAAAUAGAGUAUGUGUCCCUUUAUGCGUGGGUAACUUAAGCUUCUGUCAUGUGGGAAGGGGGACCGAAUCUUCCCUGGGAGGAAGGCUCCAAAUUCUCACUACUUCUGUGUUACUUGAAGGGGGAAGCAUAAGGAACCCAGUUUGAAGGCAACAUUGUGUGCCAUGAAUCUGCUUAUUAAUCAACAUGCCUUGUUAAUGUCCUCUGCCCUGAACAGCCCUUACUCAGUUCUCAUUUGGAAAGUUAUUUUUUGGGGUUACAUCCUGUUUGUUUCAGAAUUUAAAACCCUCCAUGGUGGGUCACUUGAGGUCAGGAGUUCAAGAUUAGCCUGGCCAACUUAGUGAAACUCCGGCUCUACUGAAAAUGCAAAAAUUAGCCAGGUGUGGCACACGCCUGUAAUCCCAGUUACUUGGGAGGCCAAGGCAGGAGAAUCGCUUGAACCUGGGAGGCAGAGGUUGUAGCGAGCCAAGAUCACACCAUUGCACUCCAGCCUGGGCAACAGAGUGAGACUCUGUCAAAAUCAAAAAAACCAAAAUACAAAAAACUCCAUUGUUCUGAGAGUUUCCCCUAAAUUAUCGGAAGACACUCACAUUGAAUUGGUAGGACCUAUAGUAUAGAGGAGAAUGGUAUGUAUGUCAGCAGUAGAGUUCCAAUCCAAAUUGCGCUAUCGCAUUAGAAAUACAUUACCCUCCCACUCCCCAAGUUCAGCAAAUUAGAAGAGAAUCUGAAGUUUGUAGGAAGGGAAUAAAGCUGCUAUAAACAUUUAUGUGCAGGUUUUUGUGUAGACUCGUUUUCAGCUCCUUUGGGUAAAUACCAAGGAACCAGGUUGCUGGAUUGUAAGUUAAGAGUAUGUUUAGUUUUGGAAGAAACUGCCAAACUGUUCCAACAUGACUAUUUUGAAUUCCCAUUGACAAUGAAUAAGAGUUCCUGUAGCUCCUCACCCUCAUUAGUAUUUGGUGAUGUCACUCUUGCAUUUUAGCUAAUGGGUGAAUAGUGGUCUCAUCGUUUUAAUUCCCAAUCCCAUAGUGAUGUGGAGCACCUUUUCAUAUACUUAAUCUGCCAUCCUUAUAUCAUCAUUGGUGAGGUGUCUGGAUUUUCUGUCCAGAAUUUUAGUUCUAGUGGUUUUCUUAUUUUUAGAAAGGAAGUAUAGGAAGGAAGGUUUAAUCUGUCUUAAGCCUGAUUAUAUGAAAAUCAAGAAUAGGCUAGGUGUGGUGGCUGACAUCUGUAAUCCCCGCACUUUGUGAGGCUGAAGUGGGAGGACUGCUUGAGCCUGGGAAGUCAAGCCUGCAGUGAGCCAUGACUGUUGCUGCACUCCAGCCUGAGUGACAGAGUGAGACCCUGUCUCAGAAAAAAAAAAAGCAGGCUCAUUUUAAAGUUGUUUAUAUUUUAUUUUUUGAAGGAAAUAAACUUGAAGAGAUACAAACGGUAGUGAAGAUUCUCCUUCCCCUCCUGUAAUUCAGCUGUUUAGUUUCUAUUCUCGCACAGCCCUGUUAUCAGUUUCUAGUGUAAGCUUGCAGUGACUUUUACUUUAUUUAUAAGCAAGUGUUAGUGGGUGUUGUCAUUUCUUUUAAAAAUAUAAAUUAUACUGUACAUGCUAUUUUGUAUUUUGGCUUUUCUCCCACCUAAACACCCUAAAGAUCAUUUUCUGUCAGUAUAUAAAAUCUUGGUGAUGCCAAUACCCAUCCCUUAGAUUGUACAAGCAGCAUUUUGCCAUGCUUUAUCCCAUAGCCUGCCUCCUGCAGUCUCAUCUUUUUUUCUAUAUGCAUGUCCAAGUAAGUUGUAGACAUUUUUCACUUUUAAUCCUUUCAGCAUACAUGUCAUGGGAAUUUGUUUUUGUUUUUGUUUUUUGUGUUUGAGACAGUCGCUCUGUCACCCAGGCUGGAGUUAUAGUGACGUGAUCCCAGCUCAUUACAGCCUCCACCUCCCAGUUUCAAGCAAUUCUCAUGCCUCAGAUUCCCGAGUAGCUGGGAUUACAGAUGUGCACCACCACGCCUGACUAAUUUUUGUAUUUUUAGUAGAGAUGGGGUUUCAUCAUGUUGGCCAGGCUGGUCUGGAACUCCUGGCCUCCAGUCAUUUGCCUGCCUCGGCCUCCCAAAGUGCUGGGAUUACAGGCAUCAGCCACCACACCCAGCCGUCAUUGGAGUUUUUUUGAGGGAGAUUUGCAGUAAGGUGAAUAAAUGUUAAGUGUAUCAUUUGAUGAGGUUUUUUCUUUUUUUUUUUUUUUUUUUGAGAUGGAGUCUUGUAUCGCCCAGGCUAGAGUGCAGUGGCCUGGUCUUGGCUCACUGCAACCUCCACCUCCUGGGUUCAAGGGAGUCUCCUGCCUCAGCCUCCCGAGUAGCUGGGAUUACAGGUGUGAGCCACCAUACCCAGACUCAUUUGAUGAGUUUUGAUGUAAAAGCAUGUAACUCAAACCCCUAUGUCUGGAACAUCUGUAUUACAUCUGAAUUUUUUCACCUAGUCAAUUCCUGCACCUCUCUCUCCUGUCCCUUCUUCCCUCCCCUGGCAGUCAGCUACUGUUAGGAUUUUGUUCACUGUAGAUUAAUUUUGCCUAUUCUAGAACUUCAUAUAACGGACUCACUUAUGCAGUAUGUAUUCUGUAAGUUCCUUUUACUCAGCAUGUUUGUAUGUUCAUCAGUGUGUUUAAGCUUUGUUCCUUUUUAUGGCUGAGCAGUGUUCUAUGUAUGAAUGCCACAUUUUAACGUUUCACCUGUUAGGUGAACAACUAACUGGUGAACAAUGGGCUGUUUCUAGUUUGGGGCUAUCAUGAAUAAAGUUGGUAUGAACAUGUACAA